CCGAACAUCAUUCCCAAUUUGGACCUCGAAGCGAUCGGAUCGAAGAGGAAGAAAAAUUAAAAGUGAACCAAAAAAAGUUUAAUUUGGAGAAGACCCAUCAAGAAUCAAGCGAGCGAGAAGCCAAAUUCUAGUGUCAAGUGUACAGUGGAAGCAGUUUUUGGACCCGGAAAGCGAAGGAUUUCCUGUUGGAUAACGUCAAGGAUUCGCGGCACUGCAGAAGCUUGAAGCAGGAACAAUUUGAAGGCCAUCCAGCUAGGAAAAUCGAUAUAUCUGAUCCUGAAGCGGCUUUAAUCCACCCGGACUGAAAAUGUGCGACCCGUGCUGCUCCCCGUGCGAUCCCUGCUAUCCCUGUUAUCCUUGCGGUCCCUGUCCUCCUCCGUGUGCUCCGGGGAGCCUCUGCGAUCCGUGCGUUCCGAAAACAUACGCAGCACAUGACCUGAACUGUAUGCCGCAAUGUCCCGUGAUAUGCCCUCCGGCACAAUGCGGGCCACGGUUCAUAACCGUCCAACAACCUCCGCGAGUGGUGGCCCAACGUAAGCUGAUCAACUGUGCCCGAACUGUGGUGGACAAACACGUAGUGCCGCGAACGAAGACCAUUGUAGAGCCGAAGAUCAUCUACGAGCCCCGCUGCUACGUUGAACCCUGCAUCAUCUACCGGAAGCGAGUCGUCCCAGAUCCGAAGAUCCUCUACUACAAACGCAUCGUUCCGGAUCCCAAGAUCGUCUGCACCCCGCGGACUAUCGUUGAACCAAAGGAGAUCUGCACUACCAUGGUGUGCCAACCGAAGCCACAGACGGUGCAAAUUCCGCCUCCACCGCAGUACUGCUGCGUUCCAACGGGCACCAGGUUCACCAAGGCACCCGCCUGUUCUCCGUGCGAUCCCGUUUGUCAACCUCGGCGAUGCUAGGUGCCAACAGCAUUGGGGACGGUGCGAGUAAAGGUUCCUGCUCGAGGUUGCAAAAGUCGUGAACUACGUGGAGGAAUGCUCAUCGCCAACUGCGAAUGCUUGAAGAGAAACGGUCUGCAGCAUGAUUGUCCACGUUCUGAAUGUCAGGGAAAAACAUGCUGCCUCACCAAACCGGAAGCCACCUGUUGUCCAUCGACGUAUGCACGGCGGUUCCGCAAUGUCACCAUGGGUAACAAGAGCAAUCCCGUCUGUCCGAAGCGCUGCCGCGUGACGACCGUAGGAAGCGGCUGCAAUCCAUGCGCCAUCGAUUGCUAUUCGGGUGGACCGUGCGGCCCGUGCGGUCCAUGUGGACCUUGUGGACCAUGUGCACCGUGUGGACCCUGUACACCGUGUGGACCAUGUGGCCCUUGCGGCCCGUCACCAUGUGGCUCGGUGUGUGAUCCCUGCUGUGGCCCUGUGUGCGAUCCUAGCUGCCCUCCGGUUUGCGAUCCGUGUGCUUGCGUACCUCAAGGUGACUGCGGACCAUGUGGAGCCCCAACGCCGAAUUGCAUGCCUUGUUACGAUCCCUGCACACCCAGUAUUCCGCCGCCCUGCGGAGACAUGUGCGCUCCCUACCCAACAUGUGGACCAUGCUAACCCCGAAGAAACCCUGCCAUCAUUGCACCUCGCCUCCAUUGUUGUAAGCUAAACCGACAGACGCGUCAUCAUCCCGCAAAAUCCAUCUUUAGUGCCAAUCAUCUGACCUAGUCAUUGCACACGUUGUAAUUGCGCUGUGCCACCCCUAACGAAGCGCCAGCAAUUUGUAUAAUCCUCGAGCACUACCAAACAUGCACCAUUGUCAAUAAAGUUGUUUCUACUGUACCAAA
Aedes albopictus (Asian tiger mosquito) is the source of this 1773-nucleotide messenger RNA. RefSeq names its product keratin-associated protein 16-1. Gene Ontology annotation, cellular component: extracellular region. NCBI's taxonomy places the organism in Eukaryota, Metazoa, Arthropoda, Insecta, Diptera, Culicidae. The transcript has 6 exons. The record is from RefSeq and is a predicted model, not a curated record.